AUGGCUACUGCUCGGCAGAUAUUACAACAAGAAAUAUUUGAUCAAUGUGAUCAAAAACUUUUAGCGUUUGUUGGUGUUAGUAAUGAUUCAAAAAAAAAGAAAUUUGGAUACCUGUGUUUAUCAGACACCAAGGAACCACCAUCAAAUAUUUAUAUUCAUCAGAUAAAAUUUGAUAAUAAAGUUGUGAAAAAAAAAAGAAUUUGGUCAUUGAAUGAAUUGAUUACUGUCGAUGGCAAGACUUCAUCUCAAGAUUGUUUAGAAAUAGAACUGGUACUGGAUAAACCAUAUAAAUGGGUAGCAACUAAUAAUCAGGAGCGUAAAAUAUUUUUGAUAUCGUUGUGGAAGCAAUGUGCCAGCCAUGUAUUUGACAGAAAACCUGAAUUCAAAAAUUUACCUCUUGACUGGACAUCUGGCGAUUUAGUUGUUCUACCAGCUGAUCGUAAAUCAAAACUUUCCUUAGCUGUAUCGCCUAUUAUUAGUGCUGAAGAUUUUCAGCCUCUUUCAGAAAAAGAAGAACAAGAUCUAGAGUUAUUAAUGAAAGAAUGUGGAUUUGCUGCCAAAGAUGCUAAAGCAUUUACAGAUAUGUUGGCUACUCAAUUAAUGGCUCUAGAUGGUGAGAAUGUACAGAGUGUUCUUGCCUCAGAGCCGCAAGUUACAAAAUUAAUGGAUCAAUUAGAAACAGCUAUUCAAGAAAUUGAAAAGGUAGAAUCAGCUUUAGAUAUGUAUGAUGAAACCUUAAGACAUGUGCGAGAUACUAUUGAUAAGAUGGAUCAGAAAAAUGCUAAUAUUCAAACAGCUAAUAAAAAUAAUGAAAAAUUACUUAAUGAACUACAAAAAGUAAUUCAUCAAUUAGAACUCUCUCCAAAACAUCAAUUAGCAUUAACUGAUGCUGACUUAACUACACCAACUGGAUUACGAGAUGCUAUUGAGGCUGCAAAAGAAUUACAAGCAGUUAUGAAUGCGCAAAUUCAUCCAGCUUUAGUUCGAUUAAAAGCAAUACAAGAACAAAGAAGACGAUUUGAAAAAUGGAAAGCAAAAUUUUCUCAGAUUCUCUCUAGGCAUCUUAAUAAUUUGUUUAUUCAUAUGGGAAAUGAUAUUGGAGAAUCAAAAAGAAAUUCCAACAAUGAAUUGACCAUCAUGAAACACACUUCAUUGCAUCGAGAACUUGCUGCUUACACAGAACUAAUGCAUUGGUGUAAAGCAAUGGAUCGAAAAUCUUUUAUGGCUCUUAAUAAAGUGUAUACAUCGUCUUUAUCUAAACUUUAUGAAAGAGAUAUAAAAUUGUUUUUAGAAGAUGCAAAAUUGCGUAUAAAUGCUGGCCAUUUAUCUAAUUCAAAAGAAGAUAUAAGAAAGUCAACUGGUCCACCGUCAGAUUGGUUAUUAGGUGUAGACAAAGAAUUUUGGGCUCAAGAAAGUAAUGCUCAAGAACGACAAAGAUUUGACCAAGUAUUGGAAGCAGUUCUUUCUGAACUUGAACCAAUUUGUUUAUCCGAACAAAAUUUUUGUGUUUCAUUUUUCCAAUUGGAUAUACUCAGCCCUACUACCAAAAAUACCCAAACAACCUUGGAUGAAGUAGAUGUAAAAUCAAACCAAGAAAUAUUACCAUCUUUACCAAAGACUAAAAUUGAAAAAAAAAUAAAUGAAGAAGUUAGAAAAAUGAUGGGUGACAUUUUUGCUUGUAUAGAACCAGAGUUGAUUGGAUUUAUUCAAUAUCAUGAAAGAAUGGAUAGCACUUAUUCAAUGGCUGUGUUAGUAAGACUGGGCCGUCAUGUUAUGUCUGCUAAUGAUACCGGCUCCUUUUUAAGUAUGACUUAUGGGUCUGCAUUAGUUCAUGUAAAAAGAAAUUAUGAUAAACUCAUGCACGCUCACUUAAAAUCAAUUCAAGAAGUAAGGAUUGUUAAAAAGUCUAAAUGUGGCAUACUUCCUUUUGUUGCCAACUUUGAGUAUUUUGCCAAGACAGCUGAACAAAUAUUUAAAGAAACAGAGCGUCGAACUGAUUUAGAUAAAUGGUAUCUUAAACUCUUAACUGUAAUGUUUGAAACUAUUCAUUCAAUUGCCAGUGAACACCCUAAGACUCCCGCCGAAGUUAUCAGAAUGGAGAACUUUCACCAUUUAUAUGCAUUGCUGUCUCAAUUAAAAAUUGGUAUAUUAGAUCAAUUCAGAAAAGAUGCAAAACAAAAGUAUAGUGAGGCAUUAAGUGCUUAUGUAACACGUUAUUUUGGUAGACCGCUCGAAAAACUGAAUUUAUUCUUUGAGGGUGUUGAAGCUAAGGUUUCACAAGGUAUAAAAGAAUCAGAAGUUGGUUAUCAAGUGGCUUUCAGUAAACAAGAAUUAAGGAAAGUAACUAAAGAGUAUCAUGGACGAGAGGUGAAAAAAGGCUUAGAUCAUUUAUAUAAAAAAGUAGAAAAACACCUUAGUGAAGAAGAAAAUUUACUACAAGUGGUUUGGAGAGCUAUGCAAGAAGAAUUCAUUCAACAAUAUAAAUAUAUUGAGGACUUAAUUCAAAGGUGCUAUCCUGGUUCCAUGAUUUCAUUAGAAUUUUCCAUUGAAGAUCUAUUACAGUAUUUCUCAGAAAUUGCUAGAUCCCAUUAG
Messenger RNA from Macrosiphum euphorbiae (potato aphid), 2592 nucleotides. Lineage: Eukaryota; Metazoa; Arthropoda; Insecta; Hemiptera; Aphididae. The record is from the annotation of a GenBank genome assembly.